Oryzias melastigma (Indian medaka) is the source of this 2772-nucleotide messenger RNA. Its product is annotated as apolipoprotein L. Gene Ontology annotation, molecular function: lipid binding. The record is from RefSeq and is a predicted model, not a curated record. Gene Ontology annotation, cellular component: extracellular region; membrane. Gene Ontology annotation, biological process: lipoprotein metabolic process; lipid transport. NCBI's taxonomy places the organism in Eukaryota, Metazoa, Chordata, Actinopteri, Beloniformes, Adrianichthyidae.
CUUCUUGAAACGGGCCCCAGGUGUAAUCAGGUGUGAUGGGAUGCAACUGACUGACGGAGCAUGCGCAGAACGGUCGCAGCAAACGCUACCUGUAAACUACCUGAACUGCAUCUGCAGACAGAAAGACUGUCAUGGCGUCAGCAGCAGCAGCAGCUGUUCUGACAUGGACGGUACUGUUGUUGGCCGACAAGUUCUGGUUGGUUCGGGCAGAACAGCUGACCGGACUCUGCAACAACAAUCAUUCUUCAGUGUUUGAACAAACAAACAAUUGUGACGCUCAGUGAAUGUGGGCGUGGCUGAAUCUGCUGAUGUGGAGAAGUGAAAUCGAAAGUAAACACGAAUCAGAACUUCUGUGUAUCGGAACCCAUGAAUGCAGGUCCAGGUGAAUCUGAGGACCAAGACGCGGGAGAACCAUGUCUGUCGUCAGAAAGGAACUGGAGGAAUCCUUGAGAUGCUACACCACAGAUACUCUCACUGACAUCCAGAUAAUCAGAAAUUUCUGUGAGAAGUUCUCUAAAUGGAUGCUCUGGAGGGAGACUGAGCUGGAAAUGAUUCGGGACAUCAAAGACAGGGCAGACAAACUCAGGUUGAACCUCAGUGAUUGUGCUAAGUCAGAGGGGAAAGGUCAAGCCUUCAAGAAAUAUUUCAGCAACACAUUCACCCAGACAGGUAAACAGUAUGCAGAGCUGGAGAAGGAGCUGGAGGAGGUGCUGACGGACACUCUUGGAGGUUUGGAGAUGCUCCAGAGCUUCCUGGACGCCAUAGAGAAGCUGGCGGUCAGCUCUGUGCACGUGUUCAUGGAGAACCAGGUGAUCCAGCUUCCUGAAGACAUCAGCUUUGAUUAUGUUCAGGUCGUCAUCAACAACGCUAAACUCAUCUGUCCUCUCCUGCUGGAGUUUAAAAGAGACACCAAGGUUUUCUUCCUUCCUAAAAUGCAAAACGUUGAGGUGAUCGCUUAUCAGCUGGACAGAUACAUCCAGACCACAAAGAAGAUGUGUGAGAGGAUGGAUAAAAGCUGUCUGAAUGAUGACUGUCUGACGAUGACAGAAGUUGUAGUGGAGCUGGAUGUGGAUUUAUCUGAAUCUAACAUGCAGAGGAUGCUGGACCACAUCAACCAGCUCAAGGACAUACGGAUGGAUCAGAACUUCCGGAUGGUCUUCCUGUUUGAAGAAGAAUCUUGUUCCAGCUUCAUGAAGGAGUUUAGUGAGCGUCAGCUCAGGAUGCUGGAGUUUCUGAACGAGCUGGAGGAAAAUGCAGUUCAGCUGGACAGGAUGAACAAAGGUGCAAAGAUCUCCAGUGUUGCUGGCAGCUCGGUGGGGGCGGUUGGAGGUGUUCUGUCCAUCGUUGGUUUGGCGUUGAUGCCUGUAACAGCAGGAGUGUCCUUAGCACUCACUAUGACCGGGAUAGGGAUGGGUGUCACCAGUGGAGUCAACAGCCUCGUUACCACGGCCACUGAGGUUGGGGUCAACCGGAAGCAUCAGGCAAAAGCCAACGAAGUCUUUCAAAGUUUCAUGGAGGAUGUGACUGAACUCCAAAACUGUCUGGAGGAAGUGAGCAACCGAGUGAUCACCCAACUGGAAACUGAACAAGUAGCUGCGGGAGUGGGAAAGGUGCUUUACAGAGCUGGGACAGUUGGAGGAAACAUUGCAGCUUCUGCUGUUAAGCUGCUAAAAAGUGAGGAGUUGGUUUCAAGUGCAGGUAAAGUGGCGGUUCAGGAAGGGGCAGCUCUCCGUAACGUUCCUAGAGUGGCUGCAGACGUCCCAGACAUCGGUCAAGCUGCUGUUAAAAGCUCUCUUGCUUUGUCUAAGUCGGCCAGAGCUGGCUUAAUCGCGGUCAACGCCCUCUUCCUCGGCAUGGACAUCUUCUUCAUCUGCAAAGACAGCAUCAGUCUGUCCAAAGGCAGCGAGACAGAGGUGUCACAAUUCAUCCGAGCCAGAGCUGCUCUGUGGAGCUCAGAGAUGGACUCCUGGAAGAAAAUCCAUGAGACUCUGAGUGACGGUCUGCAGACAUCAGGGAAGAAGGAAGCUCUUCUGGAGACGCCGUUUUACCUCAACUUGAUGUGGAAAAACUGGAAAGACAAGAGGAGGUCCUGCCUGACUAAGAGGAGUAACAAAUAAAAGAUCAACUGCCAUGUGUCAUCUAUCAAACAAUUUACCUUAAUGACAAAAUCUCUCAAGAAUUUCAUUGUUAAUCUAAAACUGAGGUAACUUUUGAUUAAUCAUCUGUCAGAAAUUAGACUGUAGAACUGAUUUAAAAGGUCUGUUGCAUUUUUUUCAUGCUUAAUUUAAUUAGAAAAUAGUAAGUUCUAAUUGUUCUGUUAUAGAACUUGGAUCUCUGUCUAUUGCAAUCAGGCUAAAAGAUGAUUUCCAAAACACCAUAUUAAGAACAUUUCAAUUCAGAUCCUUCAGCAACAGCUUUAUAGCAACAUUAAUGUGUAAUGAGCUUCCAUUGUGCCAUGCCUUUUCUUUUGUUUCUCAAUACUAUUACAAAUAAAUAUAACUGUGUCUUUGUUAUCAAUUUUUAUUUAGUGAUCAGUUUUUAUGUGUUUUAAUCUUUAUUUUUCAUUGAAUCGACAAUCAUUGAGCUGUUUCUAUUGAUUCCCAUAAUAAAGCAGUACGUUGAUGACUGUGUGUUGUGCAUAAUAACUUUAUGCUGCCGUUGCCCUCCUUUUUAUUUUGCUGUCUGGACUGGGUUGUAAAAAUUAAAUCGAACCAUUUUCACAAUUUGCAGAAGAAUGUUCUAGCAGAAUUAAAAUACUGAAUAUGUUCUCAA